This is a messenger RNA of Paramecium tetraurelia, 1278 nucleotides long. RefSeq lists its product as uncharacterized. Lineage: Eukaryota; Ciliophora; Oligohymenophorea; Peniculida; Parameciidae. Gene Ontology annotation, biological process: prenylcysteine catabolic process; prenylated protein catabolic process. The record is from RefSeq and is a predicted model, not a curated record. Gene Ontology annotation, molecular function: prenylcysteine oxidase activity. The transcript is spliced from 2 exons.
AUGAUUUUUAUAUUAAAUCUGCUAUCUACAUUGGCUUAUGCCCAACGAGUUGCUAUAGUCGGAUGUGGCAUUGGAGGAGCAACAUUGUCUUAAUUGAUACCAAGUGCUGUUGUAUACGAAUCAUAUUAUUAAUGUGGAGGAAGAAUUAAUCAUGUUUUGAUACCUGGGUUGAGUGCCCUUGAAUUUGGGGCUACAUUCUUUAUUAAAGAAAAUGAAUAUGUUCUGAAAUAAAUCGAAUAAAGAAAUUUAGAAUAUUACAAGAGAGAUCUAGGUAAACUAGCAAUUGUAAAAAACAAAUAAUUUGUCUUGCAAAAGGCUGAUUCAGAUAUCAUUAACAUUCUAAAGAUGGUUUAUAAUUAUGGACUCUCGCCUAAAAGAAUGAAAGAUAUUACAGACUAAGUUUUAGUUAAUUUUAAGUCAAUCUACACGUUUUUAGAAAGUGGUUAACAUUAUAACAAUCUUAAUGAGUUCUUAUAGAUCAUUAAAUUGAAUGAUAUUAAAAUGAACUUUACAGAAUAUUUGAAUGAAAAUGGAAUUGAUCAAUAAUUUUAAGAAGAAUUUGUAGAUGCAAUUUUAUUAGCAAUUUACAACUAAAAGGAUGUUAAUACUAUUGCAGGGUUGAUCACUAUGGUUGCUGCCUUUAAUGAUGCAUAUUCAAUCAAAGGAGGAAAUAGAUAAUUAAUAGAUGAAGAGAAAAUAAAUGUUAUACAUUCAAAAGUUGACAUGAUACAUCGCUUGUAGAAUGGAAAGUAUAAAAUAUUUAAUGAUGAGUAUGAUUAUGUGGUUGUAGCUACUUUAGUCAACUUAGACAUAUCAUUUGAUAACAUUAGAGAAAUGAAUAAUUUUCAAUAUGUAAAAUAUUAGAGCACCUAUGUCUAUGUUGUUGCAGGUAAGAUUUCUCAAAAAUAUCUUGGCGUUAAUCCAGAAGAUCUUAAUACAAUCAUUAUUCUUGAUGAUGCUAAUCUCACUGAACUCAAAUAAGAGUGUGUAAAAUGUUUCUAAGGUUGGAAUGUCUAUAAGGUACAAGGAAGAUCAGAAUUAUAGUUAGACCAGAUCUUUGAAACCCAUUAAAUAGUAUAUAAAAAAGUAUGGGAUGCAGCAUAUCCAUAAUUUAGUUAAAAUUUAUUGAAAACAGAAUUUGAAUAUGAAAAGAAUUUCUUCUACUUAAAUUCAAUUGAAGGGUUAGCCUCAUGCAUGGAACUUAUAAUGAUUCAAGCCAAAAACAUAGCCAAUAUUAUCAAAGAGAGACAUAAUUUAUUAAUGCAUGAAGAUUUAUGA